This is a messenger RNA of Larimichthys crocea (large yellow croaker), 5877 nucleotides long. Its product is annotated as disco-interacting protein 2 homolog C. The transcript has 38 exons. NCBI's taxonomy places the organism in Eukaryota, Metazoa, Chordata, Actinopteri, Sciaenidae. The coding region runs from base 16 to 5388 and encodes 1790 amino acids. The record is from RefSeq and is a predicted model, not a curated record.
UGUCCGUGCACCGUCAUGUGCUGUAGGUGUGGUUGCUCCUCGCGCCCCCUGCAGGUGAUGUCCGGCAGCGCCUCCUCCUCCUCGCGCCCUCCCUCCUCCGUGCAGUCACGUGACAGCAGCGUUAGAAGCUGCAAACGGCGCGAGCCUCCUCCUCCUCCUCCUCCUCCUCCUCCUCAUCAUCAUCAUCAUCAUCACCGCCACCUUCACCACCACAACCACCGCAGCGGCAGCGGACAGAGAGCCGACCCGAGGAGCCCAGCGGCGGUCUGCAGCGAUUCGAGGAGCCGGGCGUCAUGGCGGAGCUCCGUUAGGACGACGCAGAUUUAUUUUUCACCUCCUUUGUUCUCCCUCGACGCCGUUUUUUCACGCGCCUCCGCCGAGGAGGGGCCGCCGAGGAGAAGCAGGAGGAGGCGGCGGCAGCAGCCAGCACUAGCGGCGGCGGCGGAGGAGGAGGCGGCGGCGGAGGAGGCGGAGGAGUCGACCCAGCAGGGAGGUGUUUUCUCCGGUACGAGCCGAAUGGCGGACCGUGAGGCGUCGCCGAUACCGUUGGAGAUCCGAGCCCGGCUGGCGGAGCUGGAGCUGGAGCUGUCAGAGGGGGACAUCACUCAGAAGGGUUAUGAGAAGAAGAGGCACAAGCUGAUCAGGGCAUAUGUUCCACAUGCUGGAGGUAUGGAAGGGCCCAUGUCUCACCGGGCCCCGCUCGGGCCUCCCUCUGCGGCCCGUUUCCACCGGCGGCGAACCUCCGGCACCAGAGACGAACGCUACCGCUCAGACGUCCACACCGAGGCGGUGCAGGCCGUGUUGGCGCGUCACGUGGAGAGGAAGGUGGCCGUGCCGAUGCCGUCCAAGAGACGUUCCCUGGUUGUGCAGACCUCCAUGGAUGCAUACACGCCUCCAGGCCUGUCCCCCCUGUGCUCAGACUCGUCGUCGGGCUCAGAGGAGGAGGCGGGGCCGGGCGACGACAUGUCGGGCAUGGAGCACUGGAUGAGCCGCCCGUCCCAGUUAGGCCCCGUCCACCUGGGCUCCACCUCCUCCUCGUCCUCGUCCACGCAGAGCGGAGGCAGCGGCAACGCCGGGCGGCUGGCCGACUCGCUGGCGCACACGCACAUCUCGCACCUGGCGCACACGCACCUGGCGCACACGCACAUGGGCCAGUCGCACCACCAGCAGAGCCACCUGUCGCAGUCGCACCACGGUAUCGGCCACCUGUCCCUGAAGAGGAAGGGAGCCCUGACUGUUGCAGAGAACGGAGGAUCUCUGCGGCGAUCCUGCGAGUUUGGAUCGGACAUGCUGUGGCCACCGCCGCUGGAGUCAGACGAGAAUCACUCGGCCCCCCCGGACGUGACGGGCUACUCGUCAGACUCGUCCCACUCCCACACCGAGCGUCACCACAUGGCCAACAUGGGAACCAUCGCCAGGAACACGCAGAAGUACGGCAACGCCGAGCGCAUGGAGACGGGCGACGGUGUUCCAGUCAGCAGUCGCGUGUCAGCUAAAAUCCAGCAGCUCGUGAACACGCUGAAGCAGCCGCGCAGACCUCCACUACGAGAGUUCUUUGUCGAUGACUUUGACGAGCUUCUGGAGGUCCAGCAGCCGGAUCCCAAUCAGCCGCGGCCGGAGGGGGCGGAGAUGAUGCCAGUGCGGGGCGAGGCGCUCGGGGUGGUCACCAACUGGCCACCGUCCCUGGAGGCUGCGCUCCAACGCUGGGGGACCAUCUCCCCCAAAGCGCCCUGCCUCACCAGCCUGGACACGGCGGGGAAGCCCCUCUACGUCCUCACAUAUGGAAAGCUGUGGUCUCGCAGCAUCAAGCUUGCCUACAACAUCCUCCACAAACUGGGCAGCAAGCAGGAGCCCAUGGUGCGGCCGGGCGAUCGGGUGGCGUUGGUGUUUCCUAACAACGACCCCGUGGCCUUCAUGGUGGCCUUCUACGGCUGCCUGCUGGCCGAGGUGGUCCCUGUUCCCAUAGAGGUCCCCCUGAGCCGCAAGGAUGCCGGCAGUCAGCAGAUCGGAUUCCUGUUGGGCAGUUGCGGCGUUACCGUGGCGCUGACCAGUGACGCUUGCCACAAGGGCCUGCCCAAGAGUGCAACAGGAGAGAUCCCACAGUUCAAAGGUUGGCCCAAGUUGUUGUGGUUUGUCACGGAGUCGAAGCAUCUUUCCAAACCUCCUCGAGACUGGUUCCCUCACAUCAAGGAUGCAAACAACGACACUGCUUACAUAGAGUAUAAAACCUGUAAGGACGGCAGCGUGCUGGGAGUCACGGUGACGAGGAUCGCUCUGCUCACACACUGCCAGGCUCUGACCCAGUCCUGCAGCUACACCGAGGCGGAGACCAUCGUGAACGUCCUGGACUUUAAGAAGGACGUGGGCCUGUGGCACGGCAUCCUGACGAGUGUGAUGAACAUGAUGCACGUGAUCAGCGUCCCGUACUCGCUGAUGAAGGUCAACCCUCUGUCGUGGAUCCAGAAAGUCUGCCAGUACAAAGCCAAGGUAGCGUGUGUGAAGUCCAGAGACAUGCACUGGGCUCUGGUGGCCCACAAAGACCAGAAGGACAUCAACCUGAGCUCGCUGCGCAUGCUGCUGGUGGCCGACGGAUCAAACCCCUGGUCCAUCUCCUCCUGCGACGCCUUCCUCAACGUCUUUCAGACUAAAGGGCUGAGAGCCGACGUCAUCUGUCCCUGCGCCAGCUCCCCCGAGGCCCUGACAGUGGCCAUCAGGAGGCCAGUGGAGGACAGCAGCCAGCCUCCGGGUCGAGGCGUCCUGUCCAUGCAGGGUCUGACCUACGGUGUCGUUCGGGUCGACACAGAGGAACGGCUCUCUGUGCUCACCGUGCAGGACGUCGGUACCGUCACACCAGGAGGUUUGGCGUGUGUGGUGAAACCAGAAGGCGUCCCUCAGCUCUGUCAGACGGACGAGAUCGGUGAACUCUGCGUCUGCUCCAUCGCCACUGGAACCUCCUACUACGGCCUCACCGGCAUGACCAAGAACACCUUCGAGGUCUACCCAGUGAGCUCCAGCGGCGGGCUGAUCAGCGAGUACGCCUUCGUGCGGACCGGCCUGCUGGGCUUCAUCGGCCCCGGCGGCCUCGUCUUCAUCACCGGCAAGAUGGACGGGCUCAUCAUGGUGAGCGGGCGGCGGCACAACGCCGACGACAUCGUCGCCACGGCGCUGGCGGUGGAGCCAAUGAAAUUCGUGUACAGGGGAAGGAUAGCGGUGUUCUCUGUGACGGUGCUGAGGGACGAGAGGAUCGUGGUGGUGGCCGAGCAGAGGCCCGACUCCACCGAGGAGGACAGCUUCCAGUGGAUGAGCCGCGUGCUGCAGGCCAUCGACAGCAUCCACGGCGUGGGCGUGUUCUGCCUGGCUCUGGUCCCGGCCAACACUCUGCCCAAGACUCCUCUGGGCGGCAUCCACCUGUCGGAGAUCAAGCAGCUGUACCUGGAGGGCGGGCUGCACCCCUGCAACGUCCUCAUGUGCCCCCACACUUGCGUCACCAACCUGCCCAAACCACGGCAGAAACAACCAGAGAUCGGACCUGCCUCUGUGAUGGUGGGGAAUCUGGUGUCAGGGAAGAGGAUCGCUCAGGCCAGCGGCCGAGAUUUAGGACAGACUGACGACAACGACCAGUUCCUGUUCCUGUCGGAGGUUUUGCAGUGGCGAGCUCAGACCACACCGGACCACGUCCUCUACACCCUGCUCAGCUCCCGGGGGGCGGUGUCCAGCUCCCUCACCUGCCUGCAGCUCCAUAAGAGGGCGGAGCGAGUGGCGGCUCUGCUGAUGGAGAGAGGAGGUCUGCAGGAAGGAGACCACGUCGCUCUGGUCUACCCGCCAGGCAUCGACCUGAUCGCUGCCUUCUACGGCAGCCUGUACGCCGGCUGUGUCCCGAUCACGGUGCGGCCGCCCCACCCUCAGAACAUCUCCACCACCCUGCCCACCGUCAAGAUGAUCGUGGAGGUCAGUCACUCGGCCUGCGUGAUGACCACGGCGGUCAUCUGCAAGCUGCUGCGCUCCAAGGAGGCCACGGCCACAGUGGACAUCAGGAACUGGCCGCCCGUCCUCGACACCGAUGACCUGCCAAAGAAGAAGCCUCCAGCUCUCUAUAAGCCCACCAACCCUGACGGUCUGGCCUAUCUGGACUUCAGUGUGUCAACGACCGGCAUGCUGGCCGGAGUUCAGAUGUCCCACAAUGCAGUCGGGGCCUUCUGCCGGUCGGUGAAGCUGCAGUGUGAGCUGUACCCGUCCAGAGAAGUGGCCAUCUGUCUGGAUCCGUACUGCGGGCUCGGCUUUGUCCUGUGGUGUCUCUGCAGUGUGUAUUCGGGCCACCAGUCCAUCCUGAUCCCGCCGGUGGAGCUGGAGUCCAACCCGGCGCUGUGGCUGCUGGCCGUCAGCCAGCUGAGGGUGCGAGACACCUUCUGCUCCUACAGCGUCAUGGAGCUCUGCACCAAAGGACUCGGGCUGCAGACGGAGGCGCUCAAGGCUCGAGGUCUGGAUCUGUCCCGGGUUCGGGCCUGCGUCGUGGUGGCGGAGGAGAGGCCCAGGAUGUCGCUCACACACUCCUUCUCGAAACUCUUCAAAGACCUCGGACUCCACCCGCGAUCCGUCAGCACCGCCUUCGGCUGCAGGGUCAACCUGGCCAUCUGCCUGCAGGGCACUUCAGGACCGGACCCCACAACCGUCUACGUGGACAUGAGAGCGCUGCGACACGACAGGGUUCGGUUGGUGGAGAGAGGUUCUCCUCACAGUCUGCCGUUGAUGGAGUCCGGAAAGAUUCUACCCGGAGUUCGUAUCAUCAUCGCGAACCCGGAGACCAAAGGACCGCUCGGAGACUCGCACCUCGGAGAGAUUUGGGUGCACAGCGCUCAUAACGGCAGCGGUUACUACAGCGGUUACGGCGAGGAGGUUCUCCAGUCCGACCACUUCAACUCCAGGCUCAGCUUCGGAGACACUCAGACGGUCUGGGCCAGGACGGGCUACCUGGGCUUCCUCCGUCGCACCGAGCUCACCGACGCCAACGGAGAGAGACACGACGCUCUGUUCGUGGUGGGAGCUCUGGAAGAGGCCAUGGAGCUGAGGGGGAUGAGGUAUCAUCCCAUCGACAUCGAGACCUCCGUCAUCCGUGCCCACAAGAGCAUCAUGGAGUGCGCCGUCUUCCCCUGGACCAACCUGCUGGUGGUGGUGGUGGAGCUGGAGGGCUCCGAACAGGAGGCCCUCGACCUGGUUCCCAUGGUGACCAAGGCGGUGCUGGAGGAGCACUACCUGAUCGUGGGCGUCGUCGUGGUGACGGACAUCGGCGUCAUCCCCAUCAACUCGCGCGGCGAGAAACAGCGCAUGCACCUCCGCGACGGCUUCUUACAAGACCAGCUAGACCCCAUCUACGUGGCCUACAACAUGUAGCCUGAGUGUGUGUGUGUGUGUGUGUGUGUGUGUGUGUGUGUGUGUGAGAGAGAGAGCUAGCAUGCGUUUGUAUGCCGUGCAUAUCGCCGUUGUUGUUCAUUUAUUUCCCAAAAAUCAGGAUGUACUGUAUUUUUGAACCUGCAUAUAGUGUGUGGUCUUAAAUCGUCCGUUUUCUUUAAGUCGUGUUGUGCCGGUUGGUCGAUUGGCUGAUUGAUUGAUUGAUUGAUUGAUUGCUCAGUGGUGGUAUGAUCAUUUUUACACCCCCGUUCAAUCUCGUGACCGUUACCAGGAGCUCUGUCACUGUAGAAAGCCUUAGGGGAACACUGUGUACGGGGCGGCCGCUCCAGUGUCGUCUUUCAGAGAGUUCGAGGAGGUCGAAGUCGAGGUCGAGAGAGAGAGAGGAAAAUACUGAGACCGUGUCCGUCAUCAUGUUUGGUCCAAUCCAAAAAAAAAAAAAAAAAAUCCAGAUUUGUGGUAUUAUUUGAAUUA